AUGAGCGUCAGUCCGCCCGUAUGGGAGGAAGAGGAAGUGAGCGAGGUGCAGCUCGAUAUAGCGUUCCUGAGCUGCCUGAUACGUACCCGACCCGUCGGGGCGCACAAACACAUCCUCAUCCUCAAACUCCAGGAUGAGAUAUAUCAGCGUACCCGAGUCCGAAUGGAGAUUCCGGACAUGUGGGACAGGCUGGCGGGGAUGUAUGAUCUUGAAGCGCUUGACAGAAGGAACCCCCACGUGACCCCUCUCUCAGCGGGACUGAUCGCCAAGUAUGCCCCUCAUCUGGCACUCGACCUCGAGCUCCCACCUCCCAGAUCGCCAGUCCUUGCCGCCAUCCUCUCGACCGCCUCCAUCUCGGCGUCCGUCUCCGACCUGGGCUCCGGGGAAGGCUCAGCGGAAGCAUCAGUAUCCGGUUCAUCAACAUCCACGCUCGUUUCCCUUACCGACCCCUAUGACAAAGCGGCGGACGCCACACUUGGCGGACUCGAGUCGCCAACUUCUUUGAACAGUAUAGCGACUGUGGCCAUACCGUACGCGGAAGAUCCGGCGUAUCAGAUUGGAACCGAGCUGGAGCGGGUCGGCGGACAGUCCCUGGUCGAGAUGGAGAGGGGUAAGAAGAGAGAACGCACGAUGAGUGUAGGAGCCUCGACGGAGGCGGCAGGAUGGGUGAAGCGAUCGAGGACGGGUCUGGUGAUGGAUCAUAAGAUGUCCGGAGAUGGGGAUGAGGCGGAAGGUGAUGGAGAUACAACAGAAGACGACGAGUACGAGGUGGGGGACAUAUCUGGUGUGUACGGCGAGAAGCCUACAGUAGCUGGAGCGGACGGAGCAUGGGACUUCCGCCAAGCCUCCAGACAACCCAUCAGAGGAGAAUACGCCUCCAACAGUGAGACGUGCGUCGCUCUUGAGAGCAUGUGGAGAGGAUAA
Messenger RNA from Dioszegia hungarica, 924 nucleotides. RefSeq lists its product as uncharacterized. Bases 1 to 924 code for a protein of 307 amino acids. The transcript is spliced from 5 exons. Gene Ontology annotation, cellular component: H4/H2A histone acetyltransferase complex; nucleus. The record is from RefSeq and is a predicted model, not a curated record. NCBI's taxonomy places the organism in Eukaryota, Fungi, Basidiomycota, Tremellomycetes, Tremellales, Bulleribasidiaceae. Gene Ontology annotation, biological process: regulation of DNA-templated transcription.